GUUCCUGUAAGUGUGAAUCUUCUUCCUUCAGAAAUGACCUCCGCUUUCCAAGCGGUACGUGGAGGGGCAGCCAAGCUCAACACUGAGUUCUAUAUACCUCUAGUUGGUCUGGGAACCUACAAAAUUACUGGAGCUCAGGUGAAACCGGCUGUCGAUGCAGCAUUAGGCAGUGGAUAUCGCUUGUUUGACACCGCUAAAUACUAUGUGAAUGAGCCGGAGCUGGGAUCUGCACUAUCGGAACUGCUUCCAAAGCAUGGCUUAUCACGCUCUGAUAUCUUCCUCACUACGAAGUUUUUCCCUGACCCUGAAGAUCCUGCGGCUGCUGCCAGGCGGCUUGUUAAUGAAUCUCUGGAGAAUCUGAAAACAGACUAUCUCGACAUGGUCCUCAUUCACUAUCCGAAAGCUCAAACAUCGGAAGAAAAAGACGAAAAAAAUCCAAUUCAUCGGAAGCUCACUUAUUUAGAGCUCGAGAAAAUGAAAGACGAAGGUAAAAUUCGAUCAGUCGGAGUAUCAAACUACGAGUCACGCCAUAUUGAGGAAAUCAAAAAUUAUGGAAAGGUGGCAACUUAUUUCCAUGUUCAGAUGAUGCCAUGCGCGAAUCAAGUGGAGUAUCAUCCUCAUUUUACACGAGAUGAAUUGAAAGAUUACUGUAAAAAAGAAGGAAUUUUCUUCCAGGCAUUCUCAUCGCUAGCUCGACAUGAGCCUGCACUCGUCAAUGACCCAGUAGUCGUCGAUUUGGCGAAAACCCAUAAUACCACAGUUCCUAUAAUUCUGUUGUCAUUUGCGCUGAGCCAAGGUGUAGGGAUCGUACCGAAGUCCACGAGUCCACAACGGAUCAAGGAGAAUUUGGAGGUGAGAGAUAAAAAGUUCUGUUUGGAAAGUAGAGUUUGUAGUCGUGCUAGGUUGCUGCGAGUACAAAUUUCAAGAGUCUAG
Haemonchus placei is the source of this 933-nucleotide messenger RNA. NCBI's taxonomy places the organism in Eukaryota, Metazoa, Nematoda, Chromadorea, Rhabditida, Trichostrongylidae. The record is from the annotation of a GenBank genome assembly.